Naegleria gruberi is the source of this 444-nucleotide messenger RNA. RefSeq lists its product as uncharacterized. NCBI's taxonomy places the organism in Eukaryota, Heterolobosea, Eutetramitea, Acrasida, Naegleriidae. The record is from RefSeq and is a predicted model, not a curated record. Bases 1 to 444 code for a protein of 147 amino acids. The transcript has a single exon.
AUGGACAAGCAACAAACUAAACACAGUGAGCUUUCGAAUAAAGUCAAUAGAAACGAAAGUAAAAUGGUGGGUGACCACAACUAUAAUUUUGAUCGAGUUGUGUACACACCAAACAAAUCAAUGUUCAGCGUCAUUAAAAAGAAGAAAGUUUCAAUACAGAGCUAUGAAUCUGUUCUAUUCUUUACGAAAGAAAAUUCACAACCUUCAACUUCUAUUCGAAAGGUCACCAAAAAGAAUCACACACCAAUUACCCAACAAUACACUGUCAUGAAUACAUCACAAAAGAUCACUCAUUCACAACAAUCUUUAAAUAUCCUAAACGAAACUAAACCCUUUAGAAUAAUGCUCCCGUCCAUCAAGGAGUUGUUUUCCGCCAAUCAAACAAGUAUCUUUCCAAUAGAUCACAACUUACUCCAUCCAACUUCCAAUAAUCUUUCCAUUUAA